This is a messenger RNA of Aricia agestis (brown argus), 2918 nucleotides long. Its product is annotated as semaphorin-1A-like. Gene Ontology annotation, biological process: negative regulation of axon extension involved in axon guidance; neural crest cell migration; semaphorin-plexin signaling pathway. The transcript is spliced from 11 exons. Bases 304 to 2547 code for a protein of 747 amino acids. NCBI's taxonomy places the organism in Eukaryota, Metazoa, Arthropoda, Insecta, Lepidoptera, Lycaenidae. The record is from RefSeq and is a predicted model, not a curated record. Gene Ontology annotation, molecular function: chemorepellent activity; semaphorin receptor binding.
GCAGACGAGUGCGCCCCGACCGUACGUUCGUCGUAGAGAACUUUCGUCGCGUACUCUAUAAACACUAGCGUAUACACCGUAACACUUCCGACGAACCGGUUUACAACUCCAGAGUUAUACCAAUGUGUUCAGUGACCCGUUAACAUUGUGUGUGCAGUGAUAAUUGGAGGUGCUAGUGAAAACUAUCUAAUGAUGUUAUGACCUGUUUGGAUAUUGAGUUCAGUUUGGAUUUGUUUGGGUGAAAAUUAUUUUGGUAGUAGAGGAAAGAUGGCGUGUAUAGAAAUGGCCAGGUACUAAAGCAACAUGGCCGUCGCCCGCGCGGUCCUGGUUCUGCUAGCGUCCUCCGCACAAGCGUGGAUGCCUGAUGCCAACGCUAGAAUUCACGUCAAAUAUGGCGAUGACACUCCCGAACAGUUCGUCGGUAAUGUCACAGGGCCAAAUCACUUUAGAAUCUUAGAAAAAGAUGACUUCUCGAUUUUGGUCGGAGGAAGGAGUAUAGUCUACAACCUUAGUUUAUACGACUUAUCAGAGAAUAUUGAACAGCGUAUAGAAUGGCAAUCAACAGAUGCCCAUCGCGAGCUAUGCCAGUUGAAGGGGAAAUCGGCAGAUGAAUGUCAAAAUUACUUACGUGUGGCCACCCGUAUCCACGGCCGGUUGCUGGUGUGUGGUACCAACGCCUUCAAGCCCAUGUGCCGACGGUACGCCAGGCAUCCACCGAAUCACCACCUCGAAGAAUUCGACGGAACUGGCCGCUGUCCUUAUAACCCGCAGCACAACUCAACAGCUAUAUUCACCGAUGGUCAACUAUAUACAGCAACGGCAGCAGAUUUCUCCGGGUCGGAACCAUUGAUAUACAGAGAGCCCGUCCGAACCGAGCACUCAGAUCUGCGAUUGUUAAAUGAUCCUUCCUUUGUUGGAGCCGUUGCAUCGACGAGUCACGCGUUCUUCUUUUAUCGUGAAACCGCCGUCGAGUUUAUGAACUGUGGGAAGGCUGUGUACUCGAGGGUGGCGAGAGUUUGUUUAAAUGAUAAAGGCGGACCGCAUCCAUUUAACGACCGGUGGACGUCCUUCCUCAAGACCCGAUUAAAUUGUUCAAUACCCGGAGAGUACCCGUUCUAUUUCGAUGAAAUUCAGGCAACGACUGAAAUAAUCAACGGGAUAUAUGGUAGCGGCAGCAAUCGAAAUGAUAUAGUAUACGCAGUGUUUACAACUCCACAAAAUGCGAUAGGAGGUUCAGCUGUAUGUGCAUUUGCAAUGAGGGACAUUCUAGACGCUUUCGAAGGACCUUUUAAGGGCCAAAAGGAUAUGAACUCGAAUUGGCUCUCCCUUUCUAAGGACAAAGUACCUCAGCCGCAGCCGGGCUCCUGCGUAGAAGAUAGCAGGACCCUUUCAGAUUCGGCGAUCAAUUUUGUUAAGUCACAUCCGUUGAUGGACAAAGCGGUUCCAUCGUUUUUGGCACGCCCAAUACUCAUUAGAGUCAGUUUACAAUAUAGGUUUUCGGCUAUUGCUAUUCAUCCACAAGUACAAUCCAUGAAUGGAAAUAAAUAUGAUGUCAUGUACGUGGGAACGGAUGACGGUAGAGUGAUUAAAGCAGUAAACGUCGCAUCAAACGAAGGAGAAUUCGACGCCAGCAUGGACGAGUACAGCAGAAAUCCCGUCAGAACAGCAGUCAUUUCCGAAAUGCAAGUUUUGCCCCCGGGCGUCCCGAUAAAGCAGAUGCACGUUGCACUCACUACUGAAAAAUUAAUAGUCGCAUCAGGGGAUAUCAUUAAAGCAGUCACGUUAUCGCACUGUACAAGCGUUCUGUCGUGCAGGGAAUGUGUAGCUUUACAAGAUCCACACUGCGCGUGGGACUCCAAACAGCAACAGUGUUCCUGGGUAGGAAACAGACAAUUCCCGAACCCAGAAAGGUUUCUACAAAACAUAGAGAAUGGAAAGACUGAUAUAUGUAACAAAUUGCCCGCACUACCCUCUGGGGAGCGCCACAGUAAUAGAAAUCCUGCAACUAAACAACCGACCCAAUCUGAACCUAAUCAGAGACAGCCAAAGAACGAUAUACAGAAUGAAAUCUUAAUAGAAGUUGUUGAAACGAACGUUAUCUCCGAACAAAAACCUCCUAGCCAAACUGAAACAGAUUCUCUGACAAUCGAGGCAGCAGAUGGGAACAUCUACAGUGCCCAAGCGCUAAUGACGGCCGUGGUCGCGUCGUGUCUAGUGACUCUGAUGGUCGGUUUUGUCAUCGGCUACCUUUUUUCUCGGCGAUUUCGGCACCCUUUUUUUACCGACACCUCCCCGUUCAAUGAGCAACACAAUCACUUGAACAGACUGAGUCCUUUAGAAACACCGUUGAAUGUGAACUCAGGAUACAUGCCACCGAGAUCAAAAAACGUAAAUAUGGUGGCCAACGUGUGCCCUUUAGCCAAACAAGAUAAUUUGCAUCUAGAACUGGGGAAGGACCGCACUCUAGACCUAAGGAACUCCACGGAAUCGCUAGACAAAGAUUUGAAAUGUGGUACUCUGCAGAAGGUGAAAAAGACUUACAUUUGAAACAUACCGCAGCGAACUAUGUACGGUACCAUGUCGAAGUGAGUGAUAGUGACAAUCAGUGCGUUUGUGUGCCAAGAUUACCGACAAAUCGGUUGAAUGUCGACUUGUGAUUGUGCAAAGACUCUUGUAAAUAUUGCAUUUGUAUUAUUGUACAGAAUUAGUGAAUUGAACGUUUUAUUUUCAAUGGUAUUAUGGCAUACGACUGUCGCGUUAUGCCGUCAAGCAUGGGGACUAGAGCGGUAGGUUGCUAGUGAAAACAGAUCUCCAAGAAAGGAUAGUGUACCUUCAUAUUAUGAAAAGCAUGGUCAGAAAAAUCACCCUUGCUGAGAAUUAACCUCCUACUUUAUGAUUAAACUUCAAUUUAAUGAAGA